UUGACGAUCAAGAUAAUACCUGCAGUUAUUUUUACAGCUCUUACAGUGACAUUUGUGCAAGGACUGCUACUUAUUAUUUUGACAGUCAAAGAGACAACACUUGAAACGUUGUUUAGCGACUUAGCUAACGGUGAACGAAAAGUCAACAGGGAGGCUAUGGGUUGAUUUUGCACAAUGUCAUCAAGAGGCGUAGUCCUCCUUUUGCAAACCUGUGCAAGUCUAGAGAAGGUGACUGGUGGAAAUUGACCAUCACAGGCUUCAAACUGCUUUUGGAUACGCUGUUUUCAAGUCAGCCAUGGCUCGGGAGGAAGAUGAAGAGGAGCUGAUAGUCGAUGGGCCAAAGGAGGUGGACAUGUUUACAUCGGUGCGUUGUCUGGGUUACCUGUCCAGCAUAAACCUCCUUGUGGCAGUAUGCGUUGGCAUGUAUGUACGCUGGGAGGUGACAAGUGAACCCAUGAUUCUAGUCAUCUUCAUCCUGGGCCUCUUUGUCCUGGGGAUCGCCAGUAUUCUUCAUUACUACUUUGCUAUGGAGAAGGCCAGUCUCAGCUUGUUCCGUUUGUGGUUUGGCUUUCUGCUUGGUCUUCUGUGCUUCCUCAACAGCCCCGCCUUGGAUUCAAAUGUCAAGGAACUGGUCGCCAACUAUCUCCUCCUAGCCAGUGUUAUAAUGAAAACAGUAUGGGCUAUAACUGAGCGAGUAUGCAGCUCCAUCCAUUACAAAUCCACUUUGUUAACAUCAGCUGAGCUGUUGGAGCUUCUGGGAUUUGGCAUUGCCAGCGCACUUCCUCACAAGUCAGUGGCCAUAAUAGGCUUUGUGGUGGCCCUGGGGGCUCUCAUUGUGGACCUAAGGAUGAAAUCCCUCCUGGCUUUGCCCAACCUGGUCAGUUUUGCCUUGGUUACGUCUCUUGUGUUUUUCCACGCCAUAGACAUCAGAACCAACCCUUAUGCCUUAAGCUGCUACCUGGGCAGGCUACUGUGUGAGCCUGUGUUGGAUGUGUACUUCAGUGGGCUGGGGCCCACCGACCGCUGGAUGCCAGUGCUCUCUCUGGGGAAAGUGUGGAGGAGGCUGUCCCUGCUUCCUCUGUGUGUGAUUGAGCUGGGCUUCUUUGUCCUGGCUGCCUUAAAGCUGGGCCACUUGGAGCUGUGGUAUCUGGUGAUUCCAGGCUUCUGCCUGUUUGGCCUUUUCUGGUCCAUCUGCCACAUAAUUCUGCUAAUCACAAUUUGGGGCUUUCACACCAAGCUGAGUGAGUGUCAGAAGGCCUGGCGGGCCCAGCGGUCCAGCAGCCGCAGUCUGGACCAAGUCAUGGCCUCCAGGGGCAUCCGACACUUCUGCCUCAUUUCAGAACGACUGGUGUUCUUUAGUCUGCUGUCAACAGUCAUACUGGGGGCUGUGUCCUGGCAGCCCUCCAACGGUCUCUUUCUCAGCGCUCUGCUGGUGGUGCUGCCUUUGGAGUCUCUGGCCCACUGCUUGUUCCACGAGUUGGGCAGCUGCCUGGGGGGAACCUGUGUCGGCUACGCCCUGGUCAUACCGACUGCUUACUGCAGCUCUGAUGGCCAGCCCACUCUCUUACCACCUGAGCAGGUACAGCAGUUGAACCAGCGCUCCACGGGUAUGCUCAACAGUGUGCAGCGCCUCUUCUCCCACCACAUGAUACAGACGUUCGGCUGCGACUACUCCACCAGCGGUGUUGGCCUGGAGGCCGUGCAGACCAAGCUGCGCGACUUUCUGGAGCGGCGUACCGCAGACGGGCCCCGUCAUGACACCUAUCUGAUCUUCUACAGUGGGCACACACAGAAAGGCACCGGGGCAUGGGCUCUGGCAGGAGGUGAGAGUUUCCACCUGGCCCAAUUACUGGAGCUGUGGAAGGAGAAAAACGCCGGCCACUGCUCCCGUCUCAUCGUCGUCCUGGACACUGAGAACUCCCUCCCCUGGGUCAAGGAGGUGCGCAGGGUGGAGGGGAUCUACAUAGCCGUGCAGGGGGCUGAGCUGUCCACAACCAGGGUUGAUCCGGAGGCCGGAGACGUCCCCUUAUUAGGGGAUUUCACUUCCGAAUGGGUGGAGUUCAACUGCAACCCAGACAGCGACACCCAGUGGUCAGAAAAAGGGAGGACUGUGACGGCCGCCUACGGUGUGUCCAAACGCUGGAGCGACUACACGCUGCACCUGCCCACUGGAAGUGAUGUUGCCAAGCAUUGGAAGACCCACUUUCCCAAGGUUACAUAUCCCAUGGUGCACCUGUCCAACUGGUGCUGUGGCCUCAACCUGUUCUGGUUAUGUAGCGUGUGUCUUCUCUGCUUCAGGAGGUGUAAACUAGCUUGGUUCCCCCCGGCUGUACUGGACACUGGGCAGGGCAUUAAACUGGUGCAUUCAUAGGUAACAUGGGAAGUUGUAAUGUUCAUUUUGACUCCGACAGUUUUUGUUUGAACAGUCGGAGUGUGUUUGGUACAAGGUCUUUUUUUUAUAAAGGAAAAGGAAUAAUCUAAUACGCUCAUUCACAUUUGGCAUCGGACAAGAACAGUUCCAUUAUUACAAUUUCUUUUUACAGUAUGUGUUAAAAAGAACAAUUGUUUUUGUAUUGAUUUUUCAUAUUUCGUGUGUUUUUGAGUACUAUUUUGCCAUUACUACUUUUUUUUUUUUUUUUUUUUUUAAUCUGUGUUGCUACAACAUGCCAUUUUAUUCAACAUUAUUGUGCCUGAUAAGUGCCUUAAAGAUGGAUUUGUGGUUAUCUUUAAAACAGCUGCCAAAUUAUUUUAUAUGUACAUGUAUGUAUAUAUAUAUAGCCUUUCAACAGGGUGGAGGAAAAUGCUUGUUGUGGGGCUGAACUCAGUGACCUUCUGGUCAUAGGAAAGUCUAACCACAAGGCCAACACCCUGCUGUGAGAUCCUCUCCUUAUCAUUCUCAGACUGUUUGAAUUUGCAUGUAUUUCUGCACCGAACAAAGACAGAUGCAUCAGCUGUGAGACAGUAUAUCAUCACCAGACAAUGGCCCUCUGUUACGCCUUGUCUUGUUUAUUUACUCAAUUUAAUUAAUCUUGAAGGAGUCACAUGCUCAGCACAUUCAAGUUUUCGAGCUGUUGUCCUUGCCAUGCUGUGAAACAGUGAUUUUCAUGCAAUGCAACAAACUAAAGAGUUCAAAGUGCUUUUUAUUGGUGCACUGAGCUCAAGAACUCAUAUUGACUAUCGUUUAUUUUCGACUUUAUUUGCUGUGUCUGAUCUCUCUGCCAUACACCCCUAAGCAGAUUGCUGCCUUAAAUAGUGUGUUUCAUUGUGACGUGUCCAAAGAGGUCAAGUGGUAUUUUUCAUAUGUAAUUUCCCAUGUACCUCAGCUGAGUUAAAAUGUUAGAAUUAAACUUGGCUAAUAAACUGAUUUA
Toxotes jaculatrix (banded archerfish) is the source of this 3368-nucleotide messenger RNA. RefSeq names its product transmembrane protein 168a (gene tmem168a). The record is from RefSeq and is a predicted model, not a curated record. The transcript is spliced from 6 exons. Lineage: Eukaryota; Metazoa; Chordata; Actinopteri; Toxotidae. Bases 296 to 2371 code for a protein of 691 amino acids.